AUGCCUGACAUUGCUGUGGAGGAUGCCUCUUUACCUGAUUCUCCUCCUGUCCAGGAAGAGGACCUUACUCAUGCUUUUCCAAGUGGACCAACUUAUCCAUCAAUACUACGGAGUUUCAAUAGUCAUGUCGCUGCAGCUGUUUGGCACGGGGAGUUAGCUCGUUGCACUUAUCGGUUCGUCAACAAGCUUCUAAUCUCCAGUUUUGUUGAGAGAUGGCAACCUGAGACGAACACAUUUCACAUGACAGUUGGUGAGAUGACCUUGACCCUAGAUGAUGUUGGCAUUAUUCUUGGCCUUCCCAUUGUAGGCAAAUCAGUUAGCGUACCAGAUGUGACAGAUCAUCAUGGAGUUACACUACUGGUUUAUUGCUUGGGGAUUACUGAACGUGCAGCACAUGAAGAGGUUUCUUCUACUAGUGGCAAUUCAGUCAGGCUUGAGUGGCUGCGAAGUCAGUUUGCUGGUGUCACAGAUUCAGACCCCGAUGAGGCUAUACAGUGCGCUGCUAGAGCUUAUUUGUUGUUUCUGUUGGGAUGUACACUCUUCAGUGACAAGAGUGACGGCAGGGUUCCUGUUGUUUACCUUCGCUUAUUGGUGGAUUUGGGAUCCAUUUAUACUUAUAUCUGGGGUGCUGCUGCAUUAGCAUUUUUAUAUAGACAGUUGGGGUAUGCUAGCUGGCCCGGGGUUAAGCAGAUUGGUGGUCAUAUGACUCUUUUGGAGGUGUGGAUUUAUGAGCACUUCCGAGCAUUCCGACCUCACCAGAACAUGGGCUACAAUGAAGACAUGCCACACGUAUACCAUUGGGCAUCUAGGAGAGAGGCGGGUUCCUCCAUUGAUCAUUUGAAAUCUUUUCGAGCCGAGCUUGACAGUUUGGUAGCUACUGAUGUUAUUUGGGAUCCCUACCAUAGCUGCAGAGACCGGCAUCCAUGUAACCCAGUUACAUUCUACCAUGGAUGCUUAAAGUGCUUAGAUGUUGUCGAACCCUACCAUCCAGAUAGAGUUCUGAGGCAGUUUGGUAGGGUUUAA
Messenger RNA from Camellia sinensis, 1023 nucleotides. NCBI's taxonomy places the organism in Eukaryota, Viridiplantae, Streptophyta, Magnoliopsida, Ericales, Theaceae. The record is from RefSeq and is a predicted model, not a curated record.